UGAGAUUAAGAAAAAAUGUUCAGUGAGUGGAGGGAGGAGGUACGCAGGGGAUAGGGAAUGAAAAAUUGUUUUGAAAAUAAUAUUUUUUCUUUAGAUUUUGAAAUUGAAAAUUGUUGUCUUUUUUUUGGAAACUAAAACAGUUCUCAGAUGUGUUUUUUCAUUUAUAGUUUUAAAAAUUCUUAAAAAAAAAAACUGGGCCCUAGAAGAUUUGAGUCCUAAUAUUGUUCCAGAGACAUAUUUUAGAUCUUGUGAUGGAUGUAAACCUCCUUCCGAACAAAUUGUCCUACAAUUGGCAUUUGAUUAAGUGCAACUUUGGAUCUUGUGACCAUUCUGGUUGAAUAAGUUGGUAUGAUUCCUUUUAUUUAUUUUUUUGUUAGUGCACAUCAUCCAAUAGUGAUUUCCCUAUAAGCCAUGCUAGUCAACUUUCAAAUCCGUUCCUUAGUUUGCCGCUUGAAUUUGGAAAAUGUGAAUCAUGUGGUGCUGCGGAACCCGGGACAUGCGAAGGUCACUUUGGGUAUAUAGAAUUACCAAUUCCAGUAUAUCAUCCUUCCCAUGUGAGCGAACUAAAGCGGUUGUUGAGCCUGGUUUGCUUUAAGUGCUUGAAGUUGAGAAGUGGGAAGGUAAUGGAUAUGUUUAUAGAAGGCUUCACGUAAAAUCUAUUUGUCAUAAGUAAUUAAAUCCUUUUGCUUUCUUGAUUGAGAGGGUAGCAGAUUAUUGUGUUGUGUUAUGGAAAGUGUAAGUUUCUGCCACUGCAUCCUCAGAAGUCAUGCUCUGCCACUAAUAUUAACUUCAAUACUGUUUACUCCUCUUAGGACUGCCAACAUUGCUUUAUACUUGUCUUUAUAAGUUUCUAUUACUUUUUUGGGGUUUAUUAGUUUGCAUGCUUCUAUUACACUUCGUGCCAUAUCCACUGGAGCUUGUUGCACAGAAUCCUGCUUUCUUUGUGUCUUUUCAUUGCUCCUUGAUAUUUGAUUUCCUCUCUUAUGUGGUGAAACAUAAUGUCACUAAGAUAUAUGCCUAUGCUAGUUGCUCAUACUAUUGUUUUGUGCUUGGACCAGUUUAUGCAGAUGGAAGUAUUUGUCUGGAUAUUCUACAAAAUCAGUGGAGUCCAAUAUAUGAUAUAGCUGCUAUACUGACAUCUAUCCAGUCAUUACUCUGUGAUCCAAACCCAAACCCAAGCCCAAAUGCAGGUUUCCCCUUUUUCUCAUUUCAGUCAAUGCUCUGUGAUCCAAAUGCAAACUCACCUGCAAAUUCAGAAGCAGCAUUGUUGUUUAGUGAGAACAAGCGUGAAUACAACCGGAGAGUGUGUGAAAUUGUUGAGCAGAGCUGGACAGAAGACUAAAUCUCUCUUGCUUUG
Messenger RNA from Camellia sinensis, 1357 nucleotides. The record is from RefSeq and is a predicted model, not a curated record. Lineage: Eukaryota; Viridiplantae; Streptophyta; Magnoliopsida; Ericales; Theaceae.